Penicillium canariense is the source of this 1902-nucleotide messenger RNA. RefSeq lists its product as uncharacterized. The coding region runs from base 1 to 1902 and encodes 633 amino acids. The record is from RefSeq and is a predicted model, not a curated record. The transcript has a single exon. NCBI's taxonomy places the organism in Eukaryota, Fungi, Ascomycota, Eurotiomycetes, Eurotiales, Aspergillaceae. Gene Ontology annotation, molecular function: DNA binding. Gene Ontology annotation, cellular component: nucleus.
AUGACUACCCCACAGUCUAAGGGCCGCGCGGGCAUCUCUGAAGUCCAGAAAAAAGCCCUUCGUGCCUGGUCCCAGUCGCAACAACCUCGUCCAACCCAUGCAUCCUGUAUUGCCUGGUUCCAGCAGACCUAUAACCGGCGACUGACUCAAUCCAGUAUCUCGCUCAUUUUAUCCAAAAAAUACGAUUACCUUGACAUUAGACCGGCAUCCUCCUCGCUCCGACAGCAACCACCACAGUGGCCUGCCUUGGAACAGCCGUUGUCCGAGUGGCUGAAAAAGGCCCGGGAGAAUGGCGAACCAGUCACCGGCGAGGUCAUCUGCAACAAGGCUCGCAAGAUUUGGCCCCAAAUCACCGAAUAUGCUAGUCAUCCGGUACCUCAGUUCAGCCAAGGCUGGUUAUCGAAAUUCAAAAGACGUUUCGAAGCUGGCUUAAGCGAGGGCCAACAUGACGGUGCCCUCCCAGCAGCUCCACCGAACCAGCGCAAAGAGCUGCAGGCACUGCGGACAAUCUGCGGAGAGUUCAAGGAAGAGGAUAUCUAUAACAUGGACGAGACUGGUCUAUUGUGGCGCAAAGCACCCUUCGAUGCUCUUCCUGCUGCCCCAAACGAACUCAGAAAAGACCGGGCGCAUAUCUGUUUGAUUGUGUGCACGAACUGUACUGGGUCUGAUCGGAUUCCUAUUUGGGCGAUUGGCCACAAGGAGAUGCCCAAUGCUCUUCGCGGCGUCAAUCUCAAGGCUAUGGGGUGCGAGUGGCGCUAUAACAGACAGGCUUGGCUGGACACUCGAAUCAUGUCGGAGUGGUUGACAAUGUUUUAUGAGCAUAUCGGCUCCCGGCGAGUUCUGCUGUUCCUGGACAACUUCCAUGCCCACGAAGCUGCCCUGGAAAGUACACCCCCACCGCCAAAUAUACACAUCCAGACGUUUCCUGCAAACAGCCCGAAAGAGCAUCAGCCCCUUCGCCUCGGAAUAAUCCACCAUCUCAAACAGCAUUACCGCAAACAGUGGCUUGGAUAUCUCUUAGCCGGCUUUGAUUCUGGCCAAAGCCCGAUGCAAAUGAUGAGUCUUUAUCACGCCCUCUGCUGGAUAACGCGCAACUGGCGACAUGAUGUUGGGAACGGGACUGUCUACAAAGCGUUUCGCAAAAGCACACUUGUUGAUCCCCCAAUUCAGUACUUGACUGCGCCAAAGCUGCCUGAUAUGACCGAUAUCUAUAACAAAGUUAUCAGGUAUAACCGAGGUGGUCUUUCCACGAAGACCCUUGAAGAGUGGCUAAACCCUGUAGAGGAGGAGUUUAUUGAUCAGGCAGAUGACACAACUUGGUUCAACCCAACCGUGGAUACUUCUACUCUUGAUGAGCCAGUCAUUCAUCUUCCACCGCAAGAGUUCAUUCCUAUGCCAGGGGAAGCCAUCUCGGGCAUUCAGACAGCUAUGCGAUACCUGCUGCAUCAGCAGACAACUACUGCAAACGAUAUCCUAUACCUGGAGACAAUGGAGAAAGUAUUAAGAAGGAAGUUGAUGAAUGAUGAGCAUCAGCGGCAGCACCACGCCGCUGCUCAACUUCAGACUCAAUCGCCUGCUCAAGCACCUAUUCGGAUACCGGGGCCAGCAAUAACGGAGCGAUCAUCUUCAUCGCCUGCUGAACCGGCAUUUGAAUUGUCUGUUCAAACACCGACUCGAGAACCAGCUCAUGCCGCAUAUAUGGAAGUUCAAAUUCCUCCUCCGUCACCAAAACCAGCCCAGGCUUCAAUCCAAGCGCCAACUCAACAGACAACCCAGCCACUAUCUGACGUGUCAACUCUAGCGCCAGCCACAGGACCAUUGAAGGAGCCAUCAGAAGGAGUAUCGUACCAACCACCGAGAAACCAAUCAAAAGCGGGCUCAGAUGAGGACAUGGAGAUGUAA